Molecule: messenger RNA, 5545 nt
Organism: Pantherophis guttatus
Lineage: Eukaryota; Metazoa; Chordata; Lepidosauria; Squamata; Colubridae
Gene: SHC4
Product: SHC adaptor protein 4
Biological process (GO): intracellular signal transduction; cell surface receptor protein tyrosine kinase signaling pathway
Cellular component (GO): plasma membrane
Molecular function (GO): receptor tyrosine kinase binding
Source: RefSeq, a predicted model, not a curated record
CGGCUGGUGCAUUGCAGAAAUCAGGAGCUCUCUACCUUUUCUUCUCAUCGAGAAAAUAUAUGAAUUGCAUCUCGUGCCAAGGAUGCCUCCUCCCACCCCCAAUCACUGGCUACCUCCGGUACAGUGAAAGCUGCCCCCUUUGCCAAAAGUCACAUUUUUGGAUGGCUACUAGUUUCGUGUAUUUAUGGUGCGUGAGUCAUCAGGCUCCUUUCCGAUUGGCUGCAGACUUAAAACACCCCUGGGAUUGCCAGUCAGUUACAGCCAUUCUCAGCUUCAUUCACAGGUUUAUUUAGCUUGCACACAGUGAGAUCCAUUCAGAAAACUUCAUUCAUAAAAAAAAAAAAGGAGAAGAAGAAGGAGAAGGAGACGAAGACGAUGAGAAAAGGCAACAUUCUUUCUGUCAAAUUUCAAAGGAGUCGGUCAUCCUAAUCUGGAGAUUAGGAAAAAGAGCGAAGGGAUGGCUCCAGAGAACGAUGGAGAGACUUUUUGGUAAUGUUUCCAUUGACUGAUGGUUUUUCUGCUGUGCCAGAAUAUCAAUCUCUGCGGAGUAUUUGAGGCUCAUUAUGCUACUGUGGGGUCUUUAAGGACGAGCAAGGUGUUUUUUUGUGUGUGUUUUUUUUGCAGGCAGAAACUGAGUUUUGUUCAUAGAACACGUUAACCUGGACUUUUUUCCUGCCAGCUGCCUUUGUCGGGAUUUCAUUUUAAUUUCAGAGAAGUACUUUUUCCCACCUCAACUGAUCAAGUCAUUGAUAAUCAAUUUGGAACAAGGCAACUUUCUUUUUAAAAAUAUAUAUCUUGCUGUUGUUUUUCAAGAAAGAGAUUUCUUGUGUCUUCGUCUUUUAAUACUUAUUUUUUUUUUUUUUUAAAGGUAGCUGGGUCUUUAACAUUAAUCCUACGCAGAAUCGUGGCAUUGAGUGCUGAAAAACUAAGGAGAAUUUGGCGUUUGCUUGCUUGAAAUUAUUCUACCUGUUCAGAUGAAACAGACGUAGCUUUGGGAUCUGGGCUUCUUUGUAUGGGUUUCACUUUGAUUUAAUUUCAAACAAUUAAAUGACCGGGCAAACUGAAACAGGGUUGAUGAAGAGGAAGAAACAUUCCGGAGAUGUUUUAAGAGCACCCACAGUGACCAGAAACCCUGUUUUUUUAUUUUUUCUAUUCAAAAUUAUUUUGAUCUGUCUGGUUCCGUAUUUUUUUUGGUCACUCAUAAGAAGGCAGCUGAGUUAAGGGUGGGGGAACCAGGAGAUUGAGUUACAAAACUUUGCAGGCUAUGAGAGAACCCAUUCUCUGUUGCUCGAGUGCCCAACUACUGGAUGUAGGAUUCUUAAGAGAAUCAGGAAUGCUCCACAGGACUAAAUAUAGUCGUUUCAGAAAUGAAUCCCUCACCUCACUGGAGGAAGACACGUCGAGAGAUCUUCUUCGCCUGAAGGCCUCUUCAGCUUCUCCUUCCAUUACAUCUAACACACUCACUGAAGAUGUCCCAGUUGGUACCUCGGACAGCUCCAUUUCUUUGUGCACCUUGGUACCUCGCAUGGCGAACGUUAAGCUGGCCAAUCCUUCCACCUUGCCAACCCUGAAGAACUUCUGCUUACGGACGAAAGAAGUGCCAAGGUUUAAACUCACGGAAUGCGUCACUGUCCAGACCAACCCCACCGUUCCAGAAAUCGGCUUAAGCAGCUCCUUGUCUUCUGCUUAUUCCCUGGGAGACCCAGACAAGGCAUUCAGGUCCAAGCCAAACAUCCAAGAGAACUGUGUUUUGUUAGCUGUGGGAGACUCUGCCUUCCUUUCUAAACCAAGCAAAGAUCUUGGACAAAAGGGUGAAUCCAGCUUGGAGACCGGGAUAUCCUACUUUGCCCGGUAUAUGGGCUGCAUUGAAGUCCUGCAAUCAAUGAGGUCUUUGGAUUUUGGUACUCGGACCCAAGUAACCAGGGAAGCAAUAAGUCGUCUGUGUGAAGCUGUGCCAGGAAUACAUGGGAACACCAAAAAACGGAAGCCUCCGGCUAAAUUUCUUUCUCCUGUGCUUGGCAAAAGCAAUCUUCAGUUUUCUGGCACACAUAUAAAACUGACCAUCUCAACAACCAGUCUUACUUUAUUGAACACCGACAGCCAGCAGAUUAUUGCAAAUCAUCAUAUGCAGUCCAUUUCAUUUGCCUCUGGAGGGGAUCCAGAUACUACGGAUUAUGUCGCCUACGUUGCUAAAGAUCCUGUUAAUCAAAGAGCAUGCCAUAUUUUGGAAUGUCCCUCUGGAAUUGCUCAAGAGGUCAUCAAUACCAUCGGACAAGCUUUUGAGCUCCGGUUCAAACAAUACCUGAAAACUCCUCCUGCUUUGAUUGCUUCCAAAGAAAGAGAAGGGGUGAAUCUUGAUGGAUCCACCUGGAAUAUUCAAGAGAAGGAAGACUGUGGGUACUAUAAUGAAAUUCCUGGGAAGGAACCUCCUGUAGGUGGGCUGUCUGAUGUCAGGCUGAAGAUAAUCCCGGAAGAAAGGAUCAACCGUCCCAUCCCUACUGAGCAGCAACAAUGUGGAGAUGAUAGUCCCAGUUCUAAGCAGCUUUAUGAAAACUGCCCGGAUGAGCACAGAGCACUAGAAGCCUCAGAAACUGCAGAGCAGAAAGGAUCCGGUGACAUGGCAGGGCUCGGAUGCAUCACAGAUGCAAAGACACCUCUUUGGAAUGAAGAAUGUUAUCACGGGAAGAUAUCCAGGAGACAAGCUGAGAAUCUCUUAAGAAACAAUGGAGACUUCCUGGUACGGGAGAGUACAACCUCACCUGGCCAAUACGUCCUGAGUGGGCUGCAAGGAGGACAAGUGAAACAUCUCUUGUUGGUGGAUCCUGAAGGCAAGGUUAGAACCAAAGAUCAUACAUUCGAUAAUGUGGAUCAUCUUAUCCGCUACCAUAUGGAGAACAAGUUGCCAAUUAUCUCCUCUGGAAGUGAAUUAAGGCUCUGCCAGCCUGUAAGGAAAGGGUUAGGGGCAGCUGCCUUCUAAGAAAUAAUUUUGUUGACUCGUAUUCUUUUCAAGAUCAUUCUUUUGUCACCGUCCCCUCAACAUCCCUAGUGAUUUAGUCUGGAUUCAUUUCCUGCGCACAGAAUUCGACAAAGAAUAGGAGACGCCUCUUUGUGUGUUUGUCUAGGUCUCCGUCCAAUGCGUUUGUCUAAUCGAUAUUUCUCAUCCUCAACCAUUUUAAGUUGUGUGGACUUCAAUUCCCAGAAUUUCUGAGUCAACAUGGCUGAUUGGGGAAUGCUAGGAGCUGGAGUCCAAACGUUCUUGGAGUGGGCGGAGAUUGAGAAACUUGAAUUUAAUCCCACCUCUAUGUUGCAUCUGACUAGCGACAAGUAUUUUACUUUUGCAAAACAUAUCCCUGGAGAGACCAAGAGGCUGGGGAGAAAUCAAGAGCCAGAGGUACUCAGAAAACAUUUUGAAGAGAUCAGAAAAAGAUGUCAAAGCACAAACCAACCUUCCCGAAGCAAAACUUACUUGAAGAUGUGCCUUUUAAUGUAAGAGAUUUGGGGAAAAUGACUCAUAUUUUUACCAGAGCUGUGGGUUGUUUUUUUUUUAGCUGAUAAAUUAAUUUGAGUCGUUCCUGGGCUGAUUUCAAGCAGCUUGAGAAAGACUGAACUUGAUUUGCAUUUGGAUGAGAGACCACAAGGAAAUCUCAGCACUGUAGCUCGGUCUGGGAACUCAAAAAACCAUUCUGAAAAGGACCACGGAAACCACGUGUCUCUUGCUGCCAAGGAAAUGACAUUUGUGUGUCCAUGAUGUCAACAGGCAUCAAAAGCUCAGUUCAUUUUGUAAAAUAUACUUUUAUUAAAGAUGCUAAGAAUAGAAGGCAAAAACUAAUAGAAAUGAAUAUAGAAUGAGAAAAAGAAGAGAAAUUAAAGAACCAGCUAAAAAGUGCAUGAAAGAAAAAAGUAAACAGAAUAGAAAAGAAAGAAAAAAGUUGCUCCCGAUGUUUGAAACACUUAUAAGUACAAUUAUAAAUUUACCUCUUGCUCUGUGGUUACGGUAUAACUCUUCCCCCCCUAUAAUUUAUUCUGUCUAAUCAGCAAAACCAUAAAUCGUUAUUUUUGUUUCUGUUUCAUGCAACAAAGUCUAAGGGAUUUGCAGUCAGCAAUAAACAGAUUAUUUUAUUAUUAAAGAUCCUCACCAAUCUACCUGAUGCUAACUGCUAAUUGGACCAGUUAUAGGUUGCUAGUUUUUAAAUGAGGCGGCAAUGCUUACUAAGUUUAUAGAUGGAAAUUAGUUAUCAUUUUGAAGCGGAUGCUAACAAUGUGGUAGAUUUAGACUUAUUAUGCAAUCCUAUCAUAUAUUGCAGUUCUACCAGGAUGCCAAAGGGUUUGCAAAAACUUAAUCUGCAAAAUGUUUGCCUACUGGCCUGUAGGUAAAGACACUGGAACUGAACCAGCAAAAAUAAAAAUGACAGAUGCAAAUAGUAUGGGGAGUUUGAAAUAAAAGAAAGCAAUCAUACAUCAUAUUUCAGGGUUAAGUGAAUACAUCGUUUUGUUUAGAAGCUAUUUUGGGUUUUUUUAAUUGCACGCUUUCUAUUUUCCUUCGUUCCGUAUUUUGUGGGAUUGGGUUUCAUUUGUUCCUAUAUUAGUUACGAAAAGAAUUUUUUAAAAAUAAAUGUUCAUGCCGCAUUAUCCCUGUACGUGUUUUCAACUGGAAAUAUUCUGUAAAUCAAUAUGCCUUGGAGUGGUUCUGUUUUUUAUAUAUAUAUAUAUUGUGGAGAGAAAGAGAUUUCUGCAAAUCUAUUCCUUGCAGCUUUGAAAAGAAACCUGAAUGCUAUCAGUGAAUCCAGCAUUGUUUGAAGCAAUGCUAAGAUUUUGCUCUUAAGGGCAGAUUCGAAAAUCACAGAAUAGACUCAAGGAAAUUGGAAGAGGUUUUAGAGUCUUCUAAUCCAACCCCAUACCAAGAGCAGAUAUCCCAGACAAGUGCUUGAAUUUCUGAAGUGAACACUUAAGCACCCUCACCUUGGCUGGGUAUUGCUAAUCUCAAGGGCCAUUUUUGCAUGCCAGUUUAAGCCAGGAAUCCUGGCUUCCUAAAUCAGGAUGCUAACAAGUGUAGAGCUGAUCCAUUCCUCGCAGUGUGUAAGCAGAAGAGGGGUAACGUUGAAAGUUAGAACUAGGGCCAACACCUAGAUUUUAAGCCAACCAUAAGCACUUGCAUGGACUCAAAAAUAAUCCUAAAUUCAGAUAUCAUAUAAACAUGUCCUUUCUUAGUUUCUUAAAAGCAAGCAGUUAAGAACUGGUACAUUGUGGUUUAUUAAGCUGUAGCAGGAAUGGAUUUUACUUUUAAAUGCACACCUUUAGUAUUGCAUUGCACGUGAUACAGAUAGACACAAAAUAGAGUUUUCUCAGGGUAUCUUCAAAUUUAUAUGUGUACACAUACACACACACACAAUGCCAUCAGAUUCAUAUUUAUAAAAGUUGGCCAAGCAAUAGACUUGUAAUUCUCUCCUUCAAUUCUCAUCCCUGGAAAUUAGAAUGUUAUCCAUACAGCAGCAGUUUCAUCUUUACAAUCAUAAUGUUUGCAAAUAAAUUUUGUCUGUGGAUCUGU